Oreochromis niloticus (Nile tilapia) is the source of this 1037-nucleotide messenger RNA. RefSeq names its product NLR family CARD domain-containing protein 3-like. The record is from RefSeq and is a predicted model, not a curated record. The transcript is spliced from 2 exons. The coding region runs from base 23 to 994 and encodes 323 amino acids. Lineage: Eukaryota; Metazoa; Chordata; Actinopteri; Cichliformes; Cichlidae.
GCUGCCCAAAACCCUGACUGACAUGUACUCACACUUCCUGCUGGUUCAGACAAAGAGGAAGAAGAACAAGUACCAUGAGGGACAUGAGACGAGUCCACAUGAGAUGAGUCCACAGGAGCUGGCGAAGGUUGACAGGGAAGUUCUUCUGAAGCUGGGGAGGCUGGCGUUUGAACAUCUGGAGAAAGGAAACAUCAUGUUCUACCAAGAAGACCUGAAGCAGUGUGGUCUGGAUGUGACAGAGGCCUCGGUGUACUCAGGAGUUUGUACAGAGAUCUUCAAAAGAGAGUGUGUGAUCUUCCAGAAACCAGUCUACUGCUUUGUUCAUCUGAGCAUUCAGGAGUUUCUGGCUGCAGUCUACAUGUUCCACUGUUUCACCAACAGGAGGACAGAGGUGCUGGAGGCCUUCCUGGCAGAGUUUUGUACAUACUCUAAUUCUGACUCUGAUUUUGACUAUGAUGAUGAUUCUAAUUUGCUUCUAGAUCAGCUUCCCCACAUUAAACCAUCUCUGCAUAAAUCCUCUGUGGAUGGGUUUCUAAAGAUAGUCAUGGAGAAAUCCAUCAAGAGUAAAAAUGGCCACUUGGACCUGUUUGUUCGUUUCCUUCAUGGCCUCUGUCUGGAGUCCAACCAGAGACUCUUUGGAGGUCUGCUGGGUCAGAUAGAGAACAGUCCAGCAACCAUCCAGAGAGUCAUCAACAACCUGAAGAAGAUGAACAGUGAUAAAAUCUCUCCUGACAGAAGCAUCAACAUCUUCCACUGUCUGAUGGAGAUGAACGACCUUUCAUUAUUUCAGGAGAUCCAAGAGUUCCUGAAGUCUGAGAACAGAUCAGAGAAGAAACUCUCUGAGAUCCAGUGCUCAGCUCUGGCCUUCAUGCUGCAGAUGUCAGAGAAGGUUCUGGAUGAGUUUGACCUGCAGAAGUACUACACAUCAGAGCGGGGACGACUGAGACUGAUUCCAGCUGUGAGGAACUGCAGAAAGGCUCGUGGGACAAACUGAGUGAGAAGACACUGCUGACAUCUGGACUGAACAUGUGUCAAAU